This is a messenger RNA of Anopheles nili, 2155 nucleotides long. Its product is annotated as suppressor APC domain-containing protein 2. NCBI's taxonomy places the organism in Eukaryota, Metazoa, Arthropoda, Insecta, Diptera, Culicidae. The coding region runs from base 1 to 1971 and encodes 656 amino acids. The transcript has 2 exons. The record is from RefSeq and is a predicted model, not a curated record.
AUGGAUCCACUCUCGAACCGUAACCGCAAGAACAUAUUAUCCCUGAGCGCCUCACGGACUCCGCAGACGGUACAGGCAACGAUUGAAUCAUCAGCAACCGGUAUGGCCACGCAUCUGCACGCUCAUCGUCAGCAACAACCUCAGCAACAGCAACAACCGUUUUAUCGUCACGGGCAGCAACAUCCACUCACACACUCAGCCUCGAGUCCGGCUGUCCAGGACAGUCAUCUUCACCAGCAGCAGCAACAGCAACAGCAUCAGCAGCAGCAACAGCAACAGCAACAGCACCAUCACCAUCAUCAUCAUCAGCAUCAUCAGCAACAGCAGCAACACGUCGAGGGUCUACCGAAAGCUUUCGUGGCUGCCAUGCGCACACUUUUCGACAUCAUGGACGAUCGGAAAACUGGUUUCGUGCGCUUAGCGGACAUCGAGGAGCGUUGGCAGGACGACGGUUCCAAGGGGUUGCCGCGUGGAGUCAUCGACAGCCUGCGUAAGGUGACGCCCCCGAAUGGUUUGCUAUCGUUCGAGCGGUUUUGCGGUGGGCUGAAGAUUUGUCUGCUUCGCAACCAAACCACACUCACGUCGUCUUCUCACAUCCAUUCGACGUCUUCUUCACCGCUGGCACGUGAUGGACCGCCAGAUUUGAAGGGUUCCAUGGCGAAGUUGUCGUUAUCGAGGCCUCCAUCGGCUCCACUGCUCGAUUUGGACACUGGUGGAGCUGGAAAGCUUGGUUCGUUGGUGCCAGCGUUAUCCUCGUCGUCAUCCUCGUCGACAUGGGCCACGGCAGGACCCACCAAUACGGCCACGGUGCGUCCAAACAACGCCAUGCCGGCUCAGAAGACGCUAAGCAUGCCACAAUUACUCAGUCCGGAUGUUGAGCUGGAUCUCGAACCACCACCGAUUAUCCUGCCCGGUGCAUUUGGUCCUCCAAAACCACCCCGAGUGUCAUUGAACCUUGACCGAGCUGCAGCACAUUCGCACCAACAGCAGCAACAUCAACCUCCACCGCAUCACCACGUGACUGGAAGCUCAAGUAUCGAUAAGGCGGAAAUUCGGAACGCGCUGCAAAACUGGCAAAUGUCACUGCUCAUGGGUGAAGCCGGUGGAGAUAAGGCGGGUGGGGACAAGGGUGGGUUACGGCCCCUUGCACGUGGUUCCGCCGAUGGUCAGACGGAUCUUUCCACCUCAUCACCGUCGCUGCAAUCCAUCAACCAGCUGGAUGGAGCACGACUCGGUUCCGGUGGAUUGUAUCAGAAGAAAUCUCCGGCCACGGCUGGACGAAGACGGGAACCACGACGCCACACGCUGCAGAACGGCGUCGACUACAACAUGCUGAAGCGGUUGAAGCAGAUCGAACAGGAAAAGGACAUCCUGCUGCAGGGCCUGACGGCGGUCGAGAAGACGCGCGAUUGGUACCUCAAGCAGCUGACGGUGGUGCAGGAGAAGAUGCGGUACCUUGGCCGUCCCGGAUCGCACAUGGAAACAUGGACUGAAACACAACAAGAACGGCUGGAUCUACAGCGAGCACGUGUCCUCGAAGUGAACCGCCAUUUAAUGAUGUUAGCCGAAAGCUGGGAACGCGGUGGAUUCCCGAUGCACAUGAACCUUGCCUUACGGCCACUUCCCGGUACAUUUUCCGGUCCAUCUCACUACCAGCCACACCUCCGGCAGCACGCCCAACCGCAAACAUCGGGAACGGGGCCACCGGCCGUUCCACCACCUCCACCAUCCGGAAGUUACCAACCCACACAUCCGACCGGCCAGCCACACCAUCUCCAGCAGCAACCACCGGAAAUGGUUACUCAUCUGAAGCAACAGAACCACCAGCUGGUCGAGGAGAUAAACCAAAAGAACGAGAAAAUGUCACUGCUGGAGCGCGAAAAAGCCGCCCUGAUAAGGGAGCUGUUGCAGUUGCAACGGGCAAAUCGGAACAGCAGCAUGAUAUCGAACACGGAGGAGCUGGUGUUCUGAUCGAUCGAUCGUUCCGAACCCCCCGUGGUGCCAUGCUGUUCGAGCACGAAACAAUUUUAGCGAGAUUUCCUUCACAACGCUAGUCAAUGCAGGCAGCAAGCAAAGAAAAAACGAACGCAGUAGUUUUCUUUCGUGACGAAUGCAACGUGCGAUUGUGUGUUGUGUAAUAAAACUGGUUCUUUUU